CCGAGGAGUCAGCAACGUCUAUCGAUCACCGCCCAUAAAUACCGGCACCUAGCAAUUUAUUUUGUUUUCGGCCGACAUAAAAAACAAUAAUAAUAAGAGAGAAAAAAACGAUAAAGGAGCAGAGAGGCAAUGGAGAAGGAAUCAGCAGAGAAGAGGAGAGUUUGUGUGACGGGCGCAGGAGGCUUCAUCGCUUCAUGGCUCGUCAAGCUCCUCCUCUCCAAAGGCUACAUGGUUCAUGGAACUGUCAGAGACCCAAGUGAUGAAAAGAAUGCUCACUUGAAGAAUCUGGAUGGAGCCUUAGAAAACCUGCAACUGUUUAAGGCAGACUUGCUCGACUACAAUGCAGUGGCUGCUGCUAUUGCAGGCUGUGAAGGGGUUUUCCACGUCGCUAGUCCUGUUCCUCCGACCAAAGUGCUCAAUCCCGAGGUAGAAUUACUUGCUCCUGCUGUAGAGGGCACACUGAUCGUGCUUAAAGUGUGUUCUGAGGUUAAAGUCAAAAGGGUUAUUGUGGUUUCCUCGGUUGUUUCUGUUUUAAUGAAUCCAAAGUGGCCCAAAGACAAGGUUAUGGAUGAGGAAUGUUGGUCAGACAGUGAGUAUUGCAGGACAACUGAGAAUUGGUAUUGCCUUUCUAAGACAAUAGCAGAGACUGAGGCUCUAGAGUAUGCAAGAAAACACGAACUUGAUGUCGUGACCGUCUGCCCAUCUAUGGUUCUGGGUCCACUGCUUCAAUCAAAAGUGAAUUCUAGCAGCUUGUUUCUCAUCAACAUACUGAAAGGAAACCCUGAGUCAAUGGAGAACAGGAGCUUGCAUUAUGUGGAUGUGCGAGAUGUAGCUGAUUCGCUGCUUCUGGUAUAUGAGAAGCCUGAAGCAUCUGGACGAUACGUUUGUGCGCCACAUCCACUUAAGAUGCUGGAUUUAGUUAACAUGCUAAAGGAAAAGUUCCCUGUGUAUGAGUACCCAAAGAAAUUCAUAGAGGUAGAAGACAGACCCCUGAUGAGUUCCGAGAAAUUGAAGAGGCUGGGGUGGAAAGUUAGGCCUCUUAAGGAAACCCUUGUUGAUACUGUCGAGUGCUAUGAGAAGGCUGGUCUUUUGAAUACAGGCAUAACUAGUGAUUUAUAUAUAUGAGCUUCAUAGUUGUGGACAUUGGGAGAGUAAUUAAUGUAUAUUCCAAUAACGUACAAUGUGAUUGAAUAUUUGAUCUAUUGUAUAAAUUCUGCAAUAGUGAUCCCUGUGCUGUAAACUGCAGGCAAUGUUAUCCUAGAGUCUGAGAUUUUUAUUUUGC
Molecule: messenger RNA, 1282 nt
Organism: Asparagus officinalis (garden asparagus)
Lineage: Eukaryota; Viridiplantae; Streptophyta; Magnoliopsida; Asparagales; Asparagaceae
Product: cinnamoyl-CoA reductase 2-like
Exons: 6
Coding region: 130-1125 (331 amino acids)
Molecular function (GO): oxidoreductase activity, acting on the CH-OH group of donors, NAD or NADP as acceptor
Source: RefSeq, a predicted model, not a curated record